Molecule: messenger RNA, 585 nt
Organism: Cutaneotrichosporon cavernicola
Lineage: Eukaryota; Fungi; Basidiomycota; Tremellomycetes; Trichosporonales; Trichosporonaceae
Exons: 2
Coding region: 1-585 (194 amino acids)
Biological process (GO): mitochondrial translational termination
Cellular component (GO): mitochondrial large ribosomal subunit
Molecular function (GO): translation release factor activity, codon nonspecific; peptidyl-tRNA hydrolase activity
Source: RefSeq, a predicted model, not a curated record
AUGCUGGCUCUCGCACGCGUCACGGUCCCACGCCUCCCACACCUCCGCCACCUGUCCACCUCCCCAUACACUCUGGCUCCCGCCUCAGAUGAGCUCCUUGCCCUCAAAGAACUGGUCAACGAUGGGGACCACGCCCUCGCCCGCGACUGGCUCGACGAUUUCGUGCCCGAAGACGUCCCAAAAACCUCAUACGAAGUCUCGUAUGCGCGCUCGUCAGGUCCUGGUGGCCAACACGUUAACAAGACCAACUCAAAGGCGGUUGUCCGUUUCGACGUCUUCCGUGCCCGAGGGACUUGGCUACCGCCAUUCCUCGUUCCCGCGCUCCAGCAGUCGCCAUACUACCACGCCCCCUCGCUGCUCCUCUCGUCCCAGACCUCGCGCAGCGCCCCGCAAAACCUCGCAAUCUGCAUUGAGAACCUCCACGCGACGAUCGUAAAUGCCGGUCGCGGGCUCGUGCGCGGCCAGACGAGCGACGCUCAACGCGAACGCGUCAAGGAGCUCCAGAAGGCUGAGGUGCGCAAGCGCCGCGUCAUGAAGGAGAAACACAAGGCGAAGAAGGCCUCGCGCACAGAGAAAGGGUGGUAG